UGACAGCAUGCGAACAUUAUAUCGAGUCAAGAAAUGGAUAAGUCAGUCAAUGUGAGCGCAUUGCAUUCGUCGAAGCAACACCGACAGGUAGGUAGCUAGGUAGACUGAGGAAUGGACAGACAGACAGGCACAUCGAUGGAGGCUCAGAAGGCAGGCCUGCAUGGACGGAGGGAGAGAGGCAGGCAGAGAGUGUGCUGCCCUGCCCAUGUGUGUGUGUAUACGUGUGUGUGUGUGUGUGAGUAGGUACCGUGUGUGUGUAUGAUGGGAGAGAGGGAGGAAGGCAGGCAGCGCACACAGACUACAUACCAUACCAUACCCACUACACACACACAUGCACCAUAGCUACCAUGACAUGAUGCCUAACUGCGCUGGCUGGUACACGUAGAGGCCAAUAUUGGCCAACCAUUCAAUGCGAUAGAUAGAUACGCCCCGUCCGUCUGUUCCUCCUUUCUACGCAUGAGCACGCACUACACACAUGCAUCCGACCCGCCGAUCUACUUCGUACGAAGGUGCCUGCGAAGUCUGUCCAUUCCAUGUGUUCCCCUGGCCGCCGCCCACAGGCCCCAAUCCCCCCCUCAUGGCAUGAUGAUGUGUGUCUGCUGCCUCACUGGCGCUUAGGCCACAGGCGCACAGACAGACAGACAGACAGCCACGGAUUGAUGGAUGGGUACGGACGAAAGAAGAACCUACAACGAACACGCACACGCACACACACACACACACACACAUGGACCGUUCAUUCACCAUCCCAUGCAUUAGGUAGGGCAUUGGUUCAUUAGGGGCAUUCAUUCAAUCAUAUCAUGCAUUGCAUGUCUCACCUGGCGCCGCUCGCUGAUCACGCAAGGGGCCGGUGGCUAAUAGAUAGCAUGGCGACUCACAUACAAAGGCCAAACCGUAUGACAGACAGACAGACAGACAGACAGACAGACACGGGACGAUGGGUAUAGGUGAGUGAGGUGGACGACACCUAAAACACAGAGCCACUGAGUGUCUGUGUGUGUGUGUGUGUGUGUGUCGGCAGCUCUGUCCAUCCAUCCAUCCAUCCACUGGGCACCACCGGCAUUUCAUUCCGUCACGCAAAUGUCUUACACAGGUACAUAAUAGCAUAACAAUAACGUCAAAAACAGCAAAGCAUCCAUCAUCCAUUCUUCCAUCCGUCGGCUUGGCUGACUCGAGCGGCCGGGCGGUAUACCAUACCGAGGCAGCACACGCACACACACACACGCACAUGGACACGUAGAAAUACAUACCCACUGAAGAGCACUCCCACACCCACCCACUGCACGCACCCGCCAUCCAUCCAUCCAUCCAUCCAUUUAUCCAUCCAUUCACCACUCAUGUGAAGAGAGAGGGGCCGAUAUAGGCUGGGUGCAUGGCUCUUCUCUUGUCGGUCUUGCUGGCCUCUUGGCCACCCUCUCGAGGGGCUAACGAAACCCUUUGCUGUCUGUCUGUGUCGGCCUGCCUGCCUUGCUGAGCGAUUGAAACAACACCAGGUCUGCUAAUUACACACGAGACACACACACGAACAUGGCAUGAGAAAUGCACCCAUAUGCGCAUGCAGCGCACCACUGCAUUACGCGCAUCCACAAAACGCCAGCAGCCUUUCCUUUGACCGAUGCAUUCACUGCAUCCCAUGCAUCCCGGCUAUGCAUAGAAAAAGCAGCAAUAGAUAGAUAGAAGGAUGGGGGAGAGAGAAGGGCUGCCCUACCCCAUCAUCUCACCCAGCCACCCGCCCCACCGACCGACGAGCUGCGAUCGCUUUCCUCCGUGUGCGUACUCUCUGUGUGCUUCGUGCGGUCGUCUUAUCCGUCGCGCCAUCCGUCCGUCCGUCCAUGCAUUUCUAUAAAGGACCAAAACAAGUCCACACGCAUGCACCGCACACCCCGCACGCACGCAAGGCACCGGAUCGCGCAUCGAUCAGGUAUGUAUGUAUGUAUGUAAGCAUCGAUCUAUCUAGCUAUCUAGGCUAACCCACCACCACCCGCCCCACACACGCACACGAACACGCACGGACACGGAGGCACGAAGACGCUCCCCACCCACUGUCAUGCACUAAGUGGCGAAAAACCAGACACAGACAGAGACAGACAGCGUGGCGCGGUUGGUACUGAGACAGACAGCCACCCACUUGGAGAGAGCAUAGCAGAGGCAGAGGCAGAGGCAGAGGGCAUCCAGCAGCACCGUACGUAAACCAAACAACAAACCAGCAGCGGUCGGGCGGGCGGGGGUUGAGUCGACUCACAGCGCGUGUUUUGAAUCUCUUUGACACGCUGGCCUGCACGAGUCGCCUGCCGGCAUGGCCCGGCCCGCCGGCACACAGACACGCAUCAAUCAAUCAGUCAAUCAGGGUGAGGCGGAGUGGAAGGCGAGAUGGAUAGAUGAGCGGAUGUGGGAAUAAUGUGGAAUGAAUCAAUGAGUGAAUGAAUGAACGAAUGGAUGGAUGUAUGGAUCGAUAAGAUAAAGCCGUCGGUCGUCGAGCGGUGUGAAACACACACAGAGACAUACAUAGACACAGAGAGACGCAGGCAGACGCAGACACGGACACGCACACGAGAGAAAGCGACACGACGGUCGAUCGAUCAAUGCAUUGACAUUGCCAAUUGUAUGUGAGCAGACAAAUAGCGAUUCAGAUUGACUGGCAGAGAAGGAGAGAGGCGAAAAACAACUGAGUAGAAGCCAGGCAGAGAGCGCGCGAGAGAGAGAGAGAUGUCUGUGAGUAUUUACACCAGGGAGGGAGGGGGGGAGGGAGGGGGAGAGAGAGACCAUCGAUCGGCCAGUGGCGGGGGGAUGCAGGGAGGAGAGAAAGGGGAAAUAGACAGACAGGCCGACAUGCAGGCCGACAGGCAGAAAUGAUGGACAGCAGCGAGGGAGGGAGGGAGGGAGUGAUGAGUAUGAGACACAUACAUACAUACCUGGCAGGUAGGUGGCCACACCGCCUCUGUCUGUCUGUCUGUCUGUCUAUAUACAUGUACACCACACACAUGUACACCACACACAGAUAGAUACCGAUAGAUAGAUACUGACAGACAGACACCCAUAAAGGAACGAGCGUGUCAGUGUGUGGACUGGACUGGACUGGACAAACAACAACAAUGACACGCACGCACCGACCGGCGGACGAUAGAAGCCACCCACGGUAAUAGGGAGAUGAACGAAUGAAUGAAUGAAAACGGACGGAAAAGACCGCUACAUGGCCCACCGAAACCUCUCCCUCUCUCUCCACCACCCCAACCCACCUCUCUCGGUCUCGCGAAUGCAGCCACGCAGCCCAGCCGCACACAACACCACACACACGCAUCCAUCACGCAGCCAGCAAGCAGGGAGGGAGAAAUAUGCUCCCUCCGUCCCUCGCCCCAUCUCUCCCCCUCUCCCCUCUCCCCUCCCAGUGUCCCUGCCUCAUCCACCCACCAUUCAUUUCACAAACCAAACCACCAUGCAUGUAAGCAAGAAUCAUGAAUCAUCAUUCAUCACUGUGGAUCACGAAUCAUCUCAUCAUCUCUUCACCGCUUCACUGCGAUGUGCGCAUACUUGGCUCCCUCGGCCAGGCAGGCCAGCUGAGGGAGGGGCGCACAUACGGGGCGGGAAGGAAGGCUACACCACACACCACACAACCUCACAUGACACCACAUCACAUGGACACACAUCAUCUCUAUCAUAUGCCAGGCAAAAAGAGCACCAAUCGACGGACGGACGCCUCAACGAACCAACCAGGGAGCAUCUGUCUGUCUGUCUGUGGGAGACUUACGAGACGGCACGAACGACCACCAACACUCCACACCAGAUCCCACCACACCACACCGACAGAUGAGUGGGAUGGGUGGGAGCUCGCUCGGUCGCUUGAAAAACAGCGGUGCACGUCACGGAGGCAUGAAGGAAGGAGAUCCACAUAACCACACCCACCGACCCACCACGCACCCCCAUCACUCAUGGCAAGGCGGCCGCCCCCUUGCCUGUUCUGUCCACUGGUCGGUCCACUGCCCACCCCGCAAUCAAUCACUUACGCAGUCACUCACUCACAGCAGCAUGCCAUUGAUUGCCACAAAAAUGCUGAAGCCUACCUUUCUGUCUGCUGGAACGUGCUGUGGAGGCCCCUCUCUCUCUCUCUGUGUGUGUGUGGAAGAAACACCAAUAAUAACAGCUGUGAUCGUCAUUGAGACCAACCAACAUCUGGCGUGCCCAUGGUCACUGACUGACUGAUUGAAGCAAACUCACUACUCACACACACGUUGGUUAACCGACGCGAGAGGCCGACCAGUAUGUGCGUGGCGUCCGUGUGUCUGUGUGCUGUCUGUGCGGGAGAUAGACCACACACACAGACAUAUAUAUGUAAGGCAUACGGUGUGUGCGUGCGUGUGCAACUGCUCGCUCGUCCCCCUCUCUAGUACUUAGCUAAAUGCCACAGAACACCGCCCCGGCCACUGACAGCAUGAUUGAUGCUUAUAAAUAAGACUGACUGACUGACUGACACCCCACACGCAUCCCCUUCCAUGGAUCCAGCCACCCGAGAGGCAAUGUGGUUGUGGUGAGGGGACAAGGAGAAUAGGGUGGCUGUAGGCAGACAGAGAGGGAGAGAGGGAGAGAGGGAGGGAUGGAGGGAGAGAGGGCGCUGUGAGUGUUGCUCUGCUGUUCUUACUCAAAAAUACCACAUAAGAGCUAGCUGCCUUCAUUGAAUCGAUCGAUAGCACCCAUCCCACCACAGCACACCACACCCACACCCACAGCCGGCCGCUCCCCGACUUAAAACUGCCAUCCAUCCAUCCAUCCAGUCAUUCGUUCAUUCACACAAACAACAACACCAAAGAGCACCAACCAGCCAGCCACUAAGCUAAGCCCCCUCCCCCUCCGCCCUCUGGUCGUCCACCAGCCGCACGGGAAACCGCCCCCGCCCCUCCCUGUCAGCAGCAGCCGCAGCAGCAACAGCUGCAGCGGCGGCCAUCAUGCCGCCGUGCUCAUCGUCUGCCGUGCUGCCGUGCUGCUGGUGGUGGUCCAUUGUGAUGGCCUGGCCCAGGUCGAUGGGGAAUGGGAAGCGGAAUGCCGGCGGGUGCAGCGGGGGCAGCAGUGGGGGGGAGGUCGUGUGCAUAAGCCAGGGAUUGGGAUUGGUCGGCGUGUUGACGGCCACUGGCGCCGGGCUGGGGAACGCCUGCAUGUGUGGCCCCCCAUGCUGAUCCAUGCUUAUGUCUGCGUCAGCGACGGAGGGGUCAUGGUCGUAUGGCGGUGGCUGCAUGUGUGGGUGCACGGGGCCGCGGAAGAGCGGGAGGGGCGAGUGGGGCGGGACGGCCAUGGGCACCGUGUGGGGCGAAUUGGGGGGCAGGGGCAGCGACGGCACCGGCGAGGGCUGCGGCGACGCACCAGACCACAUCAGACUAAAUGAAUGAAUCAAUUACCCAACAACCACAACAACAAAGACAACCACACACAUGAUAAUCAAUGCACACGGUCGUGUGUGUGGUGUGGUUUCUGUCUGUCUGUCUGACCUAGAGGUGAGGUCUUCCCUCGAGUGCGAUCGAAACCCAAUGCUGUCCGUCCCGCUCCUCGACGCAAAGCUGCUCGCGGGGCUGUGGGUACUCGCACUAGCGCUGCCCAGCGUCCGGGCUGUCCCCCAGCCCGACUGCGAACCCGGCACACUCAGCAACGCCCUCGCCACUUUGCGCCGCCCCUGCCCCAGGCCGUCCUUGCCGAGCGCCUCUCGGUGGCCAGUGGGGGAUGGCAGAGGCGAGGCGUUCGGUGACCGGGGGGUGAGGACGCGCAGACGGGGGAUGUGGAUCGCUGGCAGUGUGUCCGUCGAUGUGGCCGCGGGCGGGGGCGACUUGAUGCACACGGCGUGCGGCUGAUGGGUGGGUAACAGGAACCAAGGACAACAGACCAGUGAGUGAAGAUGCGUCUGGAUGGUGGUGUGCGGUGGUGUGGUGUGGUGAUGGUGUCCCUCACCUCAUGCGGCACGGCGUGCAAGGCGCUGAGCUCCUCCUGAGUGAGGGUGUCGCCUCCCCCGUUCCCACCGACCCCCAGCUGCGGCGAGCUCGGCGGCGGACAGAUCGGCGACAUCACAGGCGCCCCCCCAGUAAUGAGCGACACGGACGGGAGCACGUCCAUCGAUCGGGACGGACGGGGCGCCACCGGCGGCACCACCAGCCCGCUGCUGAGUGUCGAUCCGCUGACGGUCGACAUCUGCUUCUGCUGCCGACGCGCAGAGAAUGAGGGAGGGUGCCGGGGGGGUGGGGGCGGGGGCGAUGGGGAGGCCAUGUAGGCGCCCUGCUUGCUGGCGGGGGGGCGCAUGGUGGUCUUCUGUGGGGGCUGCGAGGGCAUUGCUGGCGGGCUCGAUGGUGGGUGGAUGUGGAUCCUCGUCGGGCCAUGGGUGUCGUCAGGACGAUGGACGAACAGCUGACACACACAGAGAGGAUCGGAACACGGUACAGUUCCAUGUUUCGACAAGGUGACUUGUGGUGGUUCCCUUACCGCCAUCCGGUCAUUGCCAUCGGGCCGCAGCUCAUAGACGGCUCCGUCGUGGCCGAUGCCCACGCCCUUGAGCGUGCCUGCGCUCUUGGUGGUCAUGCUGCUGGUGUUGUGGAAUGACGUCACUGGGGCGGACGUCUGCCUGGCUGCCGGCGGUGCUCCUGCUCCCGUUGCUGUCUGUGGGAUGGCGGGCGGCAUGGGCGAGGUAGGUGGGGAGGGGAGGGGGGACGUGUGUGAGAGGUCGGUGAGGUGUAGAAUCACCUGGGGGAACCAGCCGCUCUGGCCCAACAUCGGGCCACUCAGGCACCUGACACACACACACACACGAUUCGACCACUUAUAACACGCCAACGCCCCAUGUCAUGUGUCUGUCUCGCUGUCUGUCUCACCUUCCAUAGAUCCACCCCGUGACAUCUCUCUGCUGCACCUCCACAGCGCUUCCCGCCACCAACCGCAGCCACCGUGUGCCGCCAUUGCCGUUGCCGCCCCUGCCCCUCGUGCGGCCGCGGGACCGCGCCGUUGCCAUGGCCUGAGACAGCGACGCGUUGCCGUUGGUGGUGGUGUUGGUGUGAGUGGCGGGGGGGUCGGGGGGGUCGGGGGGGUCCAUGGGAAGGGGAUGAUGCGCGUCUGUCUGCAGGUCACGGUCAGGCUGACACACACACACGCACAGACAGACAGAGAGAGAUGUUUCCAGAAGGGGCAACAGUGCCCUAUGUGAUUGAGCGCGUGCCCAAACCUCAUAUCCGACAGCGGCGACGAGUAUCUGUCCGCACGCCGUCUCGUCGCUGUCUGCAGGGUGGUCGAGGCCGGGAGGGGGGAGGGGAGGGGGCUGCGAGUGACUCGUCGACGUGAACUCAACUCCGGGGAAAUUCGUAUCUGACAGAAGAGACAACACACACAAGGACUAUGAUGAGAGAUGCGGCUUUGGGCGACUGGGUGGGGGCGUGGGUGACGCACAUCUGAGUGUGGCGUGGUGGUGGGUGAAUAGGUAUUUGGGAGGCCGCCUCUGCUCCUGCUCGCCGUGCACAUAGGGGCAGAAGUGGUUGCUGCACUGGCCCUCCUGGUGGUCCACACACACGCGGGUCUGGUUGACACGGGCAGGGCACACAGAUUACACACUCAGAUCCGAUCCCCGCCAUGCCAUGCCAUCCGUCCCGCCCCCGUCAUGGCUGUCAGUCAGCUCGCUCACCUUAUAAAACACCGGGUGAUAGACCACCUCCUCGGUACUAUGUGCGAACGGGCAAGUGCUGCCCCUGCUGCACGACGCCCGACACACCUCCUCGCCAGUCCUGCUGGUCAGCGCCACGCCAAUCGCCCCACCGCCCCCCUCCUCAGACGCGCUCAGGCGGGCGGCCUUGUGGUGGUGGCUUUGGUGGGACGACAUGAAGGACACCGGGUGCGGGUGGGUGGUCUCGCCGUCCGUCUCGCCCACGUCGGGCAGCCCGCUGUCGGUGAAUGACUUGCGCAGGAUGGAGAGGGAGUCGUCUCGGGGGUGGUGGCGCCACGCGGCGGUGGGGGCGUCCUCCGUCGUGAUGCCGUCACGGACACUGGGGAAGGACGACCGGGUGCUCACGCUGUCCCCACCACUCGUGCCGCCCUUCUGGUCGCACACAAACAAACACACAGAGCAACAAACAUAUGUGAAGCCAUCCACCCGUCUGUGUGUCUGUCUGUGUGUCUGUCUGUGCGUACCUGUGAGAUGACGCUCGAGGUGCUGGUGGCCGGCCGGAUAAACGGCACCGGCGCGCAGGAGAAGAUGGCCUCGGGACAGAGGAUCGGCAGGUAUCUAAGGCACUUGGGCGCGUUCCGCGAGCCGGAUGUCUGCUGCGAGGGAUGGUCCGGCGACUGGUCGCUGGGCGGCGUGGAGGGCCGAGAUGGCGCCAGGGGCGGGCGACGGGGCCAGCAGCUGCUGUGCGCAAACACACACCUGAACCAAACCGCACACGAACGCACCAAGGGGGGAGGAGUGGAGUGUCGUGGCAAGGGCACAGAUGGAUGGUUCUCUCGUGUGAUUGCGGGUCCGUACUGAUUGCCAUAAUCGCAGCAUUGUGAGCGCCAGUGCCGACACGUCUGCACAGACCAACAGCACACAGACAACACGACACGCACCAUACCGUUCACGGCCAGAUCCGGUGUGACUGUCUGUCUGUCGCGUGACAACCGGUCACUUUCGCCUUUCUUUCGCGCACCUUUGUCCUGAAUCUCAUGAGCUCCGCCUCAGUCAUGGUCUGCGGCCUCUCCGCCUUGACGGGCAGCCCCCUCCCGGGCCGCACCUCCCUCUCCCGCUCACGCGACAUUGCCAUCAGAUCCAAACGCGACAAACACCCGCUGUCACAACAGGGCCAGCGAAGGAAACACCUCCACACAGCGGCUUAGUGCGGGAGACGGCCGUGUGCUGCCGAGGGGCUGGGCGAGCCUUGCAGAUCGAACGGUAGGCGUUGAGUCUCGGUUAUGACGACUGAUGGCGCCUGGCAAAGCUGUUGCUUCUCAUCUGAUUAGGCAGCUAUCUGUUGUCAGCUGGGGCGGGACCAAUCAAGAGGAAGAUGCGCCAGAUAUGAAUCACCAUCCCAGCGACUCCAACG
This is a messenger RNA of Vitrella brassicaformis, 9032 nucleotides long. Lineage: Eukaryota; Vitrellaceae. The record is from the annotation of a GenBank genome assembly.